Messenger RNA from Emiliania huxleyi CCMP1516, 315 nucleotides. RefSeq lists its product as hypothetical. NCBI's taxonomy places the organism in Eukaryota, Haptophyta, Isochrysidales, Noelaerhabdaceae. Gene Ontology annotation, molecular function: hydrolase activity, hydrolyzing N-glycosyl compounds. The transcript has 2 exons. The record is from RefSeq and is a predicted model, not a curated record. Bases 1 to 315 code for a protein of 104 amino acids.
AUGCAGCCCACCGGAGGCUUGCAGCUUGCAGCCCCAGCCGUGAGACUGUGCUUCCUGAAGGAGCUUGUGGAAGAACCACUUCUUCUGCCUCCUAUGCCGGAGCGCAUCAUCAUCGACACCGACAUGUCCAUCGACGUGGACGAUGUGGGAGCGCUCUGCCUAGCGCACGCUCUCCAGGACCGCAACAAGGCGGAGAUCUUGGCGGUUACGCACAAUACCGGCCUCGAGCAGGGCGUCGGCGCUGUGUCGGUGAUCAACCACUACUUUGGCCGUGAUGACAUUCCAAUCGGAGCUUACCGCGGUCCUGUGGGCUGA